Molecule: messenger RNA, 1776 nt
Organism: Brassica napus (rape)
Lineage: Eukaryota; Viridiplantae; Streptophyta; Magnoliopsida; Brassicales; Brassicaceae
Product: coumaroyl-CoA:anthocyanidin 3-O-glucoside-6''-O-coumaroyltransferase 1-like
Exons: 1
Coding region: 124-1515 (463 amino acids)
Source: RefSeq, a predicted model, not a curated record
UCUAAUCAAAACCCCACAACUCUACUUGCCCGGGGGUUCAACGUUCAAUACAAUAGUCCAAAGACAGAUAACUCUUUUCCUUUAUAAAAGAACAACACGUUUCCAACUUUAAACUUACACACCAUGGCUCAUCUUCAAUCUCUUAACAUCAUUGAAACCAGUCACAUCUCUCCCUCAAACGGCACCGUUCCAUCCACCACUCUUCCUCUUACCUUUUUCGAUGCACCGUGGCUCACUCUCCCACUCGGAGAAUCUCUCUUCUUCUUCUCUUACCAAAACUCAACCGAACAUUUCCUCAAAGACUAUCUCCCUAACCUCAAACAAUCACUCUCCACCACUCUCCAACAUUUCUUCCCUUACGCCGGUAACCUAGUCACCCCACCUCGUCCUGACCCUCCCUACUUACGCUACAACGAUGGCCAAGACUCUCUUCUUUUCACAGUCGCUGAGUCUCUCGGAACUGAUUUCGACCUUCUCAUAACUGAUUCUCCUAAAGACAUCAAAGUGUUGCAUGACUUCUUGCCCAAGUUACCUCCUCCUCAUGUCUCUCCGGAGGGAAUCCAGACACGGCCAGUAAUGGUGAUACAAGUCACUAUCUUCCCUGGAAAAGGAAUCUGCAUAGGAAACACGUCUACCCAUGUUGCAGGAGAUGGAGUCACUUUCACUCACUUCAUGAAGUAUUGGAUGUCACUGACCAAAUCUAACUGUAAAGAUCCUGCCACGCUUCUCCUACCCUCUCCGCCUAUUCACAGCUGCAGAAACAUUAUCAAGGAUCCAGGCGAGGUAGCCGCAGGACAUUUGGAGAGGUUUUGGAGCCAAAACUCUGGAAAACACGGCUCACAUCACACGCCUAAGAACAUGGUCAGGGCUACUUUUACAUUGAGCCGGAAUCAGAUAGACAGUCUCAAGAGUUUGGUUACAGAGCAGUCUGUGAAUCAAUCUCCUGUUUCAACCUUUGUGGUGACUCUAGCUUUCACUUGGGUGAACCUGAUCAAGACACUUGUUGGUGAAACAGAGGACAAAGACGAAGAGGUCUUCAACUUGAUGAUUAAUGUGGAUUGCAGGAAUCGUCUCAAGCUCACAGAACCAAUACCAACCACAUACUUUGGCAACUGUAUGGCUCCUGGUAUCGUAUCUGUCAAGAAACAAGAUUUGCUUGGAGAAAAAGGGGUUUUGGCUGCUUCAGACGCAAUCACGUGGAGAAUCAAAGAUAUGUUAUCAAGCGAUUUAUUGAAAACAGCACCGAGUUGGGGACAAGGUGUGCGUAAAUGGGUCAUGUCACGUUUUCCAACUUCUAUUGCAGGAGCUCCUAAACUGGGAUUAUAUGAUAUGGAUUUUGGGUUAGGAAAGCCUUGUAAAAUGGAGAUGGUGCACAUUGAAACAGGUGGUUCCAUUGCAUUCUCAGAGUCAAGAGAUGGGAGUAAUGGUGUUGAUGUUGGAUUAGCACUGGAGAAGACGAAAAUGGAUACCUUUGUUUCGAUUUGGCAACAGGGGAUCAAAAAAUUCAACAAGUAGCAGGACACAAGCAACUUCACUAUCUAUGUUUCAUAAAUAUCAUAGACCCUUUUCAAUAUUCAGUAAGAUGCAAGAUUAGCAACCAUUAAAUAAGUAUGAUUAUCUACUUUCCAAAAAGGUCACUGAAAGACUGUUGCAUGGUGAUUAUAUUUUCAUCCUCUCAUCCAAAAAACUUUAUUAUGUUAAGUACCAGGUGAUAAUAUUUCCACCAAGUUCGUUACUUCUUUCCUCCAAUAAUAUAUCAUUAUCCCUUUGUAUCAA